AUGAUACAGUCAAACGAACACAUCACCAUUUACUUUGCAUUAAUGAUCGUAUUCACGUCACUACACACGGGAAACGGACAAUAUAAACCUGCAUAUCUGGAAACAAAUAUGGUUGAAAACAAUGCAAGAACAAAUACUUUCCGCGUAAUUCAAGAACAGACGACAGCCAUGGCCUUCGAAUGGAAAACAAUGACGCAUGAAAAUUUUGGUUAUGUCUAUUUGCUUCAAGACAUACCCUAUGGGAUUGAUAGAACAGUGAAAGUAUACGAAGGCAAUAUAGGUUUAUUAGAAGCUAUUGGCGAACCAUGUGAACAUUCAAAAUAUCGUGCCGAGGGCUACACCAAUAACUUAUUUCCGUUUAAUUUCGACACCGUUGGCUUGGCAUACAAAAGAGUUCCGAGAAUCAAUAAUGUUCAAAUUCAGUUGAGGUCAAAUCUGUAUUCACACGUGAAGUGGGAAACAGAAAGAACAGCCUGUGAACCAACUGAUUCCAUCAUUAUAUUCAGAGGAUAUUCGAACCAAUCACUAAAGAUGUAUACCAUCACGAACAACCAAAUUGAGUACUAUUCGGAUGAAUUCAAAACAGAAGAAGGAAUGGAAGAAGUGUUCAUUGUGUUCAGCAAACAUGGAAACCGUUUCUCUCUACCGACGAUGGAUAAAAAACCAGUGUGGAAAGGGAACAAAGAACAAUCAACAAACCAAACAAAACCAUCGAAUAUUACAGUAUCAUCAUUUCUAGAAAAUAUCAGUACUUCAAGUGAGUAG
Molecule: messenger RNA, 765 nt
Organism: Schistosoma mattheei
Lineage: Eukaryota; Metazoa; Platyhelminthes; Trematoda; Strigeidida; Schistosomatidae
Source: the annotation of a GenBank genome assembly